Molecule: messenger RNA, 3073 nt
Organism: Ruditapes philippinarum (Manila clam)
Lineage: Eukaryota; Metazoa; Mollusca; Bivalvia; Venerida; Veneridae
Product: toll-like receptor 7
Exons: 1
Coding region: 222-2453 (743 amino acids)
Biological process (GO): signal transduction
Cellular component (GO): plasma membrane
Molecular function (GO): protein binding
Source: RefSeq, a predicted model, not a curated record
AAGCAAAACGCGGGAAACUACCGAUUUUAUUUAUAUCAUUCGUACGUGUAAAAUAAUUGAUUUUUAUUAGAUAUGAACAUAUGACAUUUAAAUUCACUUAGUGAACUGAGUUAAAUGCGGCUUAUAUAUUAAAAACAACAACAACAACAACAACAACAACAACAAAAACAACAAAAACAACAACAACCUUAAAUGGAAAAUGAAGGAUUUUAAAAGGAAUCAUGCAGGGUUUCUUUAUCGUGAUUAUUUGGUGGACGUUAAAUACAGCAGAGUCGGUGUCAACCUCGAUAAGCGAAAGUACGUGCAAUAAAGUCAACACAACAGUUACAUGUAAUUACAUACCAGUAUCAGUACCAGCGGGAACUGUCAGCGUUCUUCUGCGUCUACAACUAACAAAUGAUACUUUUUUAAACAGCUCUACUUUCACAUCCAGUGGCUGGGAUAAGAUUUCACAGAUAGAAUUUCGUGUUGAUGGCGAUUAUCAUUUCGUUUUACAAGAUAAUUGUUUCAAUGGUUUAAAAGAGCUUCGCGUCUUAAAACUGCACAUAAUUUGUUUAGUUCAUUUGGAUUUAGGAUCAUUUGAACAUUUAGACAACGUUGAAGUCUUGGACAUGAGUGACAGUGUGAGAUUAUUCCCGGUCGAGUUUAUACGCGCCCUGGGCGGAAAUGACAAAUUAGUAAAACUACCAACAUUGACAGCACUGUUCUUGUCAAGGUCUUUUUUGUACCGGACAGGAUUGAUUCUUGACGAUAAUGUUGUGCACAAUUUGCUGUCGAAUAAAAUAUCACUCUUGGAUAUGAGCAGCUUGCAAUUAAGCCAAAUGAAUCUUACCUCAAUUGUCAAGAGAUUGAAACAAUUGGACAUGCUGAAUGUAUCUCAUGCGAAUUUAGAUAACUUUGAAUAUUAUGGCAUAGACCAGAGUGACGUGAUUAAUAUCAAAUCUCUUGAUGUAAGCUAUAUUACUUUUCCAAAGAACAUAGUACCAUAUCUUCCUGGGAAAAUUAAGGCAAUUAAUUUAGUUUAUAAUUUAUCUGAACGUGUCGAAUUCGAGAGUCUGAGGAACGCUCUGUCUCCUGUAACUUUAAACAUUAGUGGAAUUAUACCCUAUCCAAUAUCCUUGUGGGCUUGGAAUUGUAAAGUGCACAUCGAUAUUAGUCCUGCUUUCUUAACAAAAACACUAGUCGCUCGAAAAAAUAAUAUCAGGAGAUUAGAUGUGUCAUUUAUAUGUGAUAUGUUUACUUUUUCUUCAUUUGAACAUAUUGAUAUCUCGGAUAACGAUUUGGAAUUUAUUCAUCCAGAUUUUCUAUCGUGUAUACCAAACAUACGGAGGAUUAAUCUGUCCAAUAAUUUAUUGUUUAAAAUGGCAAGAGAAAACCUAUAUUUGUUCGAAAACAUACUUUCAGGUCUCAAGAACUUACAGCACAUUGAUUUGUCACAUAAUCAGUUAACAGAUAUUCCAAUUGACAUUUUUAAAUAUAAUGAGUUGGUUGAAGAAAUUGAUCUUUCUAACAAUCAUCUGCAGCAAGUACGCUUCGCAUUAACAAGACAAAAGAGACUUCGCGUUCUAAAUCUACAAGGUAAUAAAAUAAAAACUUUAGAUCCGCUGUCACUCAAUAACUUAAAAGAUAUACACCGCUUGAAAAAAUCAACAGAGCAUCAUGUUUCGAUUUACCUUAAAGACAACCCAUUGGAUUGUUCUAAAUGCGAAGCAAAAACAUUCUUCACUUGGCUGACAAAAUCUCCCAAUGUUGAUAUAUCUUCGCAAGGUUUGGUGUGCUCUGGUAAAAACGGUCACAUGGAGGAUGUAACAGAACAUGUUUUAGAUAGUAUUGAAGAGAUAUGUAGGAGAAAAACUAUUAUUAUUGCAACAAGCGUAUCUGCUGGAACUGUUUGUGUCAUAUUAACUAUUUCUUACAUAUUGUAUUUUCUGCAAAGGGAGCGUGCGCGUGAAAUGCUGAAAAAGGAGAAUGUAAUAAAUUUGUUAAGAAUGGGUGAUGGUCAAUACGAAUUUGUGGUGUUUCUUGCGUAUAGCAGCGAAGAUGAAGAGUUUGUUAACGUAAAUAUCCUGCACCAGUUGAACGAGAGUCUCAAGUUAAUGACGGACAUCGACAGAAAUUUAGUUUGUACCGGCGACCUUAAUCUUCGACCUGGUUUCUAUUUGCAUAAUGAAACGUACUCGCUGCUUAAUAAAGCAUCUGUUAUCAUUGCGGCAGUUUCAAAUAAUUUCUGUAAUAGUGUUAAUUGUCAAAACGAACUAGAUCAAGCGCACGUUAAUGGGAAGCCAAUCAUUUUGAUGUUCAUUGAACAUGUAGAGCAAGAACUGAUGUCACGUACAAUGAAAGAGUUAUACCAAAGGAAUGUAAGAAUUGUGUGGACACAUGAAAAUGGCGAAUGCAGAAUGAAAACUACGUGGGACAAUGUUUGCACGUCCAUUUUAGAACUCAUUGAAUGACCCUCAAUAUAUAUGUAAAUAAACAUCUGUUAUUUAAACACAAAACGUCAAAAUAUGGAUGAGUACGGACUGCAGAGUUAUUUUUCAACCAUGAACAGGCCUAUGCUUUGGAAGCCUCCUUUUUUCUGAGACAUUUUGGCAAAAGCGAGUGGGCAAUAUGACAAUACGAUUUUUUAUUCUAACAAAAAAAAUGGACUAAUAUUACAUCUUUAAAGAAUAUUUGUCUUUAGAACGUUAGAUAAAAAUGAAAUGUUUACUUGUUAAGAUUAGUGUAAUACUUUACAUUAUGAUUAAGAAAGCUCAGUUUAAAGGGUGGUGAGUUUAUAUACCUCCGGUUGUUUCCGUAUUCUCCGUAAAACUCGUGUGAUACAUGUUUGAUGUUCCUCAGUUGUUAAACGACAGAAGCAUGCUUAAGUGUCUCUAAUCAGACAAGUUUUACAGAACAUAGGCAUAAAUGGAACCUUUAGACGUAUUUUUCACAUCAACGCUGUUGACGUUGUCACAACUUACAUACUGCGACAUAUGCUCAAACUAUGCUUCCUUUGUUAUGCAUGUGCUAGUCAUAUUGUGUUUUUUUGUUUCAUUUUUUUAUUAUGUAUAGAGAAAAUAUUACGCAUUAA